This is a messenger RNA of Sclerotinia borealis F-4128, 588 nucleotides long. NCBI's taxonomy places the organism in Eukaryota, Fungi, Ascomycota, Leotiomycetes, Helotiales, Sclerotiniaceae. The record is from the annotation of a GenBank genome assembly.
AUGCCCACCAGAUCAAACAAGCUUACCAAAGAAUCGCCGGAGAAAGCCCAAGAGAAUCAGGAUGGGUCAGACCUCGGAAUCGAAUUUCAGGGGACACCAAAAUCGCAUAAGUUGAGAAAAAUACCAAAGAUGUCCAGUGCCAGGAUACAAUCCAACGAUCACCAGCAGGAAGCUCGUUUCGCUGGAUCAAUUAGGAAAGAAGGAUUCACAAUAAAGGAAUCUUAUGAGAUUGUCAAAACUAUUCUUGAUAGUCAAAAAGGGUUGGAAAAGGAUGGGCACUUCUUCUAUAAGGAUUAUCUUUUGUUAAGUGAUUGUACUUUUGAAGGAAACUCAAAAUACCCUUUUCACAGUUGCAAAGAACACCCCUUCCAAUCCAGGGGGAAAAGAGCUAGAAGGAUGAAGGGAAGCACGAAGGAUCCAACUUGCAGCAUCCAAACGCAGAGCUCCAUGUCAGUCCCGGACGCGGAAGGGGCUAGACUUCCAGAAGCCGAAAUCCAGUUUGCAACAUCAACCCGAAGGAUGCGAAUCAAUGGGAUAAUCUUGAUCACAAAUGGAAGGACUAAUUCUGCACGUCAGAUAAAACGAUGA